Messenger RNA from Coregonus clupeaformis (lake whitefish), 1928 nucleotides. Its product is annotated as protein FAM83D-like. The coding region runs from base 573 to 1463 and encodes 296 amino acids. The record is from RefSeq and is a predicted model, not a curated record. The transcript is spliced from 4 exons. Gene Ontology annotation, biological process: positive regulation of cell cycle G1/S phase transition; regulation of TOR signaling; regulation of ERK1 and ERK2 cascade. Gene Ontology annotation, cellular component: mitotic spindle pole; cytosol. NCBI's taxonomy places the organism in Eukaryota, Metazoa, Chordata, Actinopteri, Salmoniformes, Salmonidae.
UACACGAAUCUGGUUCCACAACCUUCGAGUAACCAAUGCCUACUACGGAUGAUCUGGAAUUGAGUGAAACGCAAAAUACAAAUUUGCUUCUUCUGGCUACAUUGCAUCACGCGUAUCGGAGGGACCCUUAAUUUAAUGGUUACAGUCUAUUCUAAAUAGUAACAUUAUGGCUCUAUUGCAAUGUUUAGAAGAUUCACCUGGAAGGUGGCGGUCAACAAGACAGGGAAAUUAUUUGAAUAUACAGGAGUUGUACAACUAAAAACACCGACUAGCGUUAGAGGAGCUUAUUUCAGGUGGAGUUGAUUCCUUUUUGGAAUUUCUAAGAAAAUAGCAAAUUCCGAACUUUCUCUCCGAUGACGAGAUCAAACAGAUUGGCAGUGCUGCGGUGGUUCCACGCUGUGUGUCCCUCCACCGGGAGGACGUCAUUAUUGAGCAGUCGGUGAUUGCCAUAGUGACAGACUCUCUGACAGACCUGGACAUCUUCAAGGAUCUUCAGGAGGCGUGCGUGCACGUGGCACAGAGUUCCAGUUUACAUCCUGCUGGACCACUCAUGUGUGCCCACAUUCCUCAAAAUGUGCAACAACAUCAAUGUGCGCCUGGAUGAGCUUCGGCAAACGCUAGUGCGGACCAUAACUGGUGGUACGUACUUCAUGAGAUCAGGAGCCAAGAUUACAGGAAAGGUUAAUGAACGGUUCAUGUUGAUUGAUGGGAACAGAGUGGCUACUGGCUCCUACAGCAGCAACCUGAUUGAGCUGUCUGGCCAGAUCACUGAGAACUUUGAUGAGGAGUUCCGCUUCCUGUACGCUAAGUCCAUGCCUGUUAUUACCAGGGGCCCAGCCAGUGCCCGAAACCGUGGCAUCUACGGCCACCUGCUCAUCAAACACCCAGUCACCUCAUCCCCUCAGCCGGCCAGAGAAAGGACCCCAGUCGAGCCUGUCUGUCUGGAAGUAUUGGGAAAAACUGUCUGUCUGACCAUCACACCCAGCCGGGCCCAGGCUGUGGCAGUGCUGCCCCCCAGAGAGGAGACUGGGGAGAGGGGCCGUAAGAGCAGCCCGGUCUCGGACUCCUCCACCAUAGGGGAAGACUGGAUGGAGCAGCAGCACAUGCAGGAGAUCCUGGCUGGAAGUGCUGCCCGGUGCCUGCCUACAGGUGACCCUGCCACUGUCACAGUAGCAGUGGAUGUGCUGGUCACACCCCCCCGUCAUGUCUCCACCCAGACCAGCUGCCCCAUGGUGGACAGUGGAGUGCAGACAGAUCUGACUCAGUACACUAACCGCCUCUCCCCCAACAAGGCUACAGUUACCCCCUUUACCACCACCAAUAACCAGACCAACAACAUCCAGAAUGAAGCUGCCUCCUCCUCAGAUUACAUCUCUACCUCCCCCAGGCAGCACCUCACCUCCCAUGGGGUGGACCAUUGUCCUGCAAUCUGUCACUGUACCGCGCCCCCGAUGGGAACCUGAGGGAGUGCUUCCACAAGCUGACCAAAGAGCGUCAGUAUCACUACUCCACCAUCCGCUCCAAGCUGGAGCACAUGGUGACCAUGCUGUCCCACCGCCGCGAGCUGGUGAACCUCAACAACAUGGCCCUGGGGCCCGGGCUGCACAGAGCAGGCAAAGGCCCAGAAAGAGCGGAGACAGAGGCAGGGGCAUAACCCUGGCCUGCUGAUGGACAGUGUGGGCAUGGGCACACUAAAAUGAUUUACUGGGCUGCAGGGCCUUGGAGGUGGAGGGUGUUGUGGAAAGGGUUUUGUGUAGGUAUACACUACUUGAAACAAAUGGGUUUAAAGGGCAAUAUGAAAUAUUUGAAAAUUAGUGUUUCUUAGUCUUAAGAAUUUGAACGUACUCUACAUAGCCAAAAGUAAAUUUGGUUAUUUCAGCCACACUCAUUGCUGACAGGUAUAUAAAAUCGAGCACACAGCCAUGCAA